Molecule: messenger RNA, 3065 nt
Organism: Pongo pygmaeus (Bornean orangutan)
Lineage: Eukaryota; Metazoa; Chordata; Mammalia; Primates; Hominidae
Gene: ELOVL6
Product: ELOVL fatty acid elongase 6
Exons: 5
Coding region: 285-1082 (265 amino acids)
Biological process (GO): fatty acid elongation, saturated fatty acid; fatty acid elongation, polyunsaturated fatty acid; fatty acid elongation, monounsaturated fatty acid
Cellular component (GO): endoplasmic reticulum; endoplasmic reticulum membrane
Molecular function (GO): fatty acid elongase activity
Source: RefSeq, a predicted model, not a curated record
UCCAACCACCUUCGCCGUAAACAAAACUGUCCCCCCGGGCGGGGAGAGGUCGCGCUCUUUCGCACACUCCCUCGCCAAGGGUUAAUUUCUCAGAUCGCACGAGGGGGAGGAGAUUUCCCUGUAGACGAGUAAAAAGGGUGAUGGACAAACGUGCGGGCACUAAGACCGCAAGGCAUUCAUUUCCUCCUACGGUGGAUGCGGACGCCGGGAGGAGGAGAGCCCCAGAGAGAGGAGCUGGGAGCGGAGGCUCAGAGAACACGUAGCGACUCCGAAGAUCAGCCCCAAUGAACAUGUCAGUGUUGACUUUACAAGAAUAUGAAUUCGAAAAGCAGUUCAACGAGAAUGAAGCCAUCCAAUGGAUGCAGGAAAACUGGAAGAAAUCUUUCCUGUUUUCUGCUCUGUAUGCUGCCUUUAUAUUCGGUGGUCGGCACCUAAUGAAUAAACGAGCAAAGUUUGAACUGAGGAAGCCAUUAGUGCUCUGGUCUCUGACCCUUGCAGUAUUCAGUAUAUUCGGUGCUCUUCGAACUGGUGCUUAUAUGGUGUACAUUUUGAUGACCAAAGGCCUGAAGCAGUCAGUUUGUGACCAGGGUUUUUACAAUGGACCUGUCAGCAAAUUCUGGGCUUAUGCAUUUGUGCUAAGCAAAGCACCCGAACUAGGAGAUACAAUAUUCAUCAUUCUGAGGAAGCAGAAGCUCAUCUUCCUGCACUGGUAUCACCACAUCACUGUGCUCCUGUACUCUUGGUACUCCUACAAAGACAUGGUUGCCGGGGGAGGUUGGUUCAUGACUAUGAACUAUGGCGUGCACGCCGUGAUGUACUCUUACUAUGCCUUGCGGGCGGCAGGUUUCCGAGUCUCCCGGAAGUUUGCCAUGUUCAUCACCUUGUCCCAGAUCACUCAGAUGCUGAUGGGCUGUGUGGUUAACUACCUGGUCUUCUGCUGGAUGCAGCAUGACCAGUGUCACUCUCACUUUCAGAACAUCUUCUGGUCCUCACUCAUGUACCUCAGCUACCUUGUGCUCUUCUGCCAUUUCUUCUUUGAGGCCUACAUCGGCAAAAUAAGGAAAACAACGAAAGCUGAAUAGUGUUGGAACUGAGGAGGAAGCCAUAGCUCAGGGUCAUCAAGAAAAAUAAUAGACAAAAGAAAAUGGCACAAGGAAUCACACGUGGUGCAGCUAAAACAAAACAAAACAUGAGCAAACACAAAACCCAAGGCAGCUUAGGGAUAAUUAGGUUGAUUUAACCCAGUAAGUUUAUGAUCCUUUUAGGGUGAGGACUCACUGAGUGCACCUCCAUCUCCAAGCACUGCUGCUGGAAGACCCCAUUCCCUCUUUAUCUGUCAACUCUAGGACAAGGGAGAACAAAAGCAAGCCAGAAGCAGAGGAGACUAAUCAAAGGCAAACAAAGGCUAUUAACACAUAGGAAAAAAAAUGUAUUUACUAAGUAUCACAUUUCUCUAAGAUGAAAGAUUUUUACUGUAGAAACUGUGCGAGCACAACACACACAAUCCUUUCUAACUUUAUGGACACUAAACUGGAGCCAAUAGAAAAGAUAAAAAUGAAAGAGAAACAGGGUGUAUAUCUAGAACAAUAAUGCUUUUGCAGAAACUAAAGCCUUUUUAAGAAAUGCCAGCUGCUGUAGACCCCAUGAGGAAAGAUGUCUUAAUCAUCCUUAUGAAAACAGAUGUAAACAACUAUAUUUCAACUAACUUCAUCUUCACUGCAUAGCCUCAGGCUAGUGAGUUUGCCAAAACCAAAGGGGGCGAAUACUUCCCCAAGAUUCUUCCUGGGAGGAUGGAAACAGUGCAGCCCAGGUCCCAUGGGGGCAGCUCCAUCCCAGAGCAUUUCUGAUAGUUGAACUGUAAUUUCUACUCUUAAAUGAGAUAUGAAGCAUUAUCCUUUUGUUCAGUUGCCCUGGGCUUUUGAACAGAAGAGUAAAUACAGAAUUGUAAAAGAUAAACACUCAACCAAACAAUGUGAAAACGGGUUCUGUAGUAUUUGUAAAAAGGCCCAGCCCAGGACCACUGUGAGCUGGAAAAGGGAGAAAGGCAGUGGGAAAAGAGGUGAGCCGAAGGUCAAUUUGAGAGACAGACGGUGUGUAUGCCCCUCCCUGUUUGACUUCACACACACUUAUAACUUUCCAAAUGAAACCCCAUAGUAUAGAGCAUAUUUUCGAUAUUUUUGUGAAUUCCAAAAGGAAAUCACAGGGCUGUUCCUGAUAUUGGGGGAACACUGUGCUUCUGCAUCAUCUGCAUUUGCUCCCCAAGCAAUGUAGAGGUGUUUAAAGUGCCCUCUGCUGGCUGAGUGGCAAUACUACAACAAACUUCAAGUUAAGUUUGGCUGAAAACAGUUGACAACAAAGGGCCCCCUAUACACUUAUCCCUCAAAUUUUAAGUGAUAUGAAAUACUUGUCAUAUCUUUGGCCAAAUCAGAAGGUAUUCAUCCUGCUUCAAGUCAGCUUCAGAAAUGUUUUAAAAGGGACUUUAGCUCUGGAACUCAAAAUCAAUUUAUUAAGAGCCAUAUUCUAUUAAAAAAAAAAAAAAGCUGGAUGAUAUUAUCUGUAAUAUUUCAGUCCUUUACAAGCCAAAUACAUGUGUCAAUGUUCCUAGUAUUUCAAAGAAGCAAUUAUGUAAAGUUGUUCAAUGUGACAUAAUAGUAUUAUAAUUGGUUAAGUAGCUUAAUGAUUAGGCAAACUAGAUGAAAAGAUUAGGGGCUUCCACACUGCAUAGAUUACACGCACAUAGCCACGUAUACACACACAGACACACAGAUGUGGGGUACACUGAACUUCAAAGCCCAAAUGAACAGAAACACAUUUUCUGGCUAGCAGAAAAAACAAAACAAAACUGUUGUUUCUCUUUCUUGCUUUGAGAGUGUAUAGUAAAAGGGAUUUUUUCGAAUUAUUUUUAUAUUAUUUUAGCUUUAAUUGUGCUGUCGUUCAUGAAACAGAGCUGCUCUGCUUUUCUGUCAGAGAUGGCAAGGGCUUUUUCAGCAUCUCGUUUAUGUGUGGAAUUUAAAAAGAAUAAAGUUUUAUUCCAUUCUGUGUGAAUGGUUUGAGCAGUGAACAAA